UGGUGACUGACGAUAUUGGCUUCUGACUCGGCGUCGCUGUUAGAGCCGGCGCUGGUGUCGACCUUGCGAUCGGACUCAGGGUUGAGAAAUGGCAGUGGUUCUCGACGCAUCGCGGUGAGGGUUCUGCUUUGAUCGGGAUGUAUUGCGGCGGGCCGGCCGGCCGAUGGAGAGCUGGAACCAAGAGGACUGGGGAGCGGAGGCCGAGGUCGCGCGUAAUUCAGCCGGCGCGGAGUACAGAAGCGGCCAGGGUUUGGCCAUGUACGACGAAAUCAUUGAAGACGGCAUCCGCAAGGAGCGAGAGCAGUACAUCGAGUCCAUUAAGGACCGGAUCUGCUCCCUCGCUUCGGCGCACCACGGCGGCGACGACUGCGAGUUUCUCCAGGACUUCAAAAGGGGCAGCUACAACGUCUGCUUCUUCGUUCGCUUUUUCCGGCGGCCCCGGCCGGCCCGGGAGCUCGACGCCGCACCCAACGGCGACCGCUGGGUCGUUCGUUGCAAGCCACACUACGAUACCCGUGCCCAAGGUCCAUGCAUACAGCACCUCCAGGGAGCCGGGCGCGCACGGAGUCGCCUCCUAUAUGAUCCUAGAAUACGUUCAAGGCAAAACGUUGGACGAGCUUGGGGUAGACUUUAA
This is a messenger RNA of Gaeumannomyces tritici R3-111a-1, 634 nucleotides long. RefSeq lists its product as hypothetical. The coding region runs from base 164 to 634 and encodes 156 amino acids. The record is from RefSeq and is a predicted model, not a curated record. Lineage: Eukaryota; Fungi; Ascomycota; Sordariomycetes; Magnaporthales; Magnaporthaceae. The transcript has 3 exons.